CACCCCACAACUUUCACGUACAAAUCACUCAUUCUCAGAACAAAAAAAAAAAUCAAUGUCUUCUUUUCAUUUUCUUCUUCACUUCACAAUUUUCCUUCUUCUUUUUCAUCAAAACUCUUCUUUUCCUUCCAAACAACAACUCUUUUUACCACUCAAAACAACCCUCGGUCAUCAUCACCUACAUGCCUUUCCUCGUAACUCUAAACUUUCCUCCUCCGCCGUCGCCACCGCCACUACUAACAAACUUGCUUUCCACCAUAACGUUACUUUAACAGUUUCUUUAUCCGUUGGCUCGCCUCCACAGAAUGUUACUAUGGUCCUCGACACAGGGAGUGAACUCUCAUGGCUUCACUGUAAAAAAACACCCAACUUAAAUUCCAUUUUUAUCCCUCAAAUUUCCAAGUCUUACAAAGCCAUCCCGUGCGCUUCACCGGUUUGUAACACCCGCACCCGAGACUUACCCGUACCUGCUUUGUGCGACCCAAAUAGUAAACUCUGCCACGUGGCUGUCUCUUAUGCCGAUGCUUCCUCCAUUGAAGGAAACCUUGCGUACGAAAAUUUCGUAAUUGGAUCCUUGACCCGACCUGGGUUGUUAUUCGGGUGUAUGGACUCGGGCUAUAGCUCGAAUUCGGAAGAAGAUUCGAAAACGACCGGGUUAAUGGGCAUGAAUCGUGGGUCGUUAUCUUUCGUUAGUCAAAUGGGUUUUCCCAAAUUCUCAUAUUGCAUAUCGGGUUUCGACUCGUCUGGUGUUUUACUUCUUGGCGACGCGAGAUUCUCGUGGCUUAAAGAGUUGAAUUAUACUCCCUUGAUUCAAAUAUCCGACCCGUUACCAUAUUUUGAUCGGGUUGCAUAUACAAUCCAACCAGAAGGUAUUAAAGUCGGUAAUAAACUGUUGGGCCUACCAAGAUCCGCAUUUUUACCCGAUCAUACUGGUGCGGGUCAAACAAUGGUUGACUCGGGUACCCAAUUUACUUUCUUAUUGGGUCCAGUUUAUACCGCAUUGAGAAACGAGUUUUUGCAACAAACGAGAGGAGUUUUACGAGUUUAUGAGGAUCCGAACUUUGUUUUUCAAGGGGCAAUGGAUUUGUGUUACCGAGUUGGGGUUUCAUCUCAAGCGAGUUUUUCCAAUUUACCGCGAGUUAGUUUAAUAUUUCAAGGGGCCGAGAUGAUUGUAUCGGGUGAGAGGUUAUUAUAUAGGGUACCCGGGAUGAAUAAGGGGAGUGAUUCGGUGUAUUGCUUCACAUUUGGCAACUCAGAUUUGCUAGGUAUUGAGGCGUUUGUGAUUGGCCAUCAUCAUCAGCAAAACGUGUGGAUGGAAUUUGAUUUGGUGAAAUCAAGGGUUGGAUUUGCAGAGGUCAGGUGUGAUCUUGCUGGUCAAAGGCUUGGGAUGGGCCUAUAAGAAAAGGGUCCCACUCAAGGAUGGAAAUGAGGAAGUAUUUUUGGGGUUUGUCAUGGAGCCCACCUUGUCCGAUCAAUGGCCCACCUUUUUUCCAUGGAGAGGAUCAUUGAUCGAACAGUGUAUGGGCUUUAUUGGAAAAGCAUCGGAUUUUUUAUUGUAACAUAAAUAUUUUUUAUUUUUUAUUUUCUGAAUCUAUGUUGAGUUUAGUGGCAGAAAAAAAAUAUAAUGUUAAGUUUUAGGUGUGACUUUAGGUAAAGGGAAUCAGAAUCAAUCUCUAUCUGAAAUUAGGGUUUUUUUUUGUCUUCUGAUAUUUUGUAUCAAGUUUUAAAUUUUAUUUGAACUUAUUUUUA
This is a messenger RNA of Durio zibethinus, 1749 nucleotides long. NCBI's taxonomy places the organism in Eukaryota, Viridiplantae, Streptophyta, Magnoliopsida, Malvales, Malvaceae. The record is from RefSeq and is a predicted model, not a curated record.